This is a messenger RNA of Chelmon rostratus (copperband butterflyfish), 3065 nucleotides long. RefSeq names its product retinol dehydrogenase 8a (gene rdh8a). Lineage: Eukaryota; Metazoa; Chordata; Actinopteri; Chaetodontiformes; Chaetodontidae. The coding region runs from base 141 to 1094 and encodes 317 amino acids. The record is from RefSeq and is a predicted model, not a curated record. The transcript is spliced from 6 exons. Gene Ontology annotation, biological process: estrogen biosynthetic process. Gene Ontology annotation, molecular function: estradiol 17-beta-dehydrogenase [NAD(P)+] activity. Gene Ontology annotation, cellular component: cytoplasm.
UGAAUUAGACGCUCACAUGGCUGCGGUGGCUGCAUGAUCCGCUUUAGUUCUUUUAAAGUCCGGUGAUCGGUAGCUCCCUCGGCAGCGACCAUCCGGAGCAGAGGACCGCUGAAAAACACAGCGCCUACCCGGGACAAAUCAUGGCGAACAGCGGGCAGAAAGUUGUGCUGAUCACCGGCUGCUCCUCCGGCAUCGGGUUACGAAUCGCCGUCACGUUGGCCAAAGAUGAAAAGAAGCGUUACCAUGUCAUAGCCACCAUGCGGGACCUGAAGAAAAAGGACAAGCUAGUGGAGGCAGCAGGAGAUGCAUAUGGCAAGACCUUGAUGUUGCUUCCACUAGAUGUGUGCAGCGACGAGUCCGUCAAGCAGUGCAUCAACAAUGUCAAGGACCGCCACAUUGAUAUCCUGAUCAACAAUGCAGGUGUGGGCUUGCUGGGACCUGUGGAAAGCAUCAGCAUCGAGGAGAUGAAAAGAGUGUUUGAGACCAACUUCUUUGGUGUUGUUCGCAUGAUCAAAGAAGUGAUGCCAGACAUGAAGAAGAGGCGUUCAGGACACAUCGUGGUCAUGAGCAGUGUCAUGGGACUUCAGGGAGUGGUGUUCAACGAUGUUUACACUGCCUCUAAGUUUGCCAUGGAAGGUUUCUGUGAGAGUAUGGCCGUGCAACUGAUGAAGUUCAAUAUCCGGUUGUCCAUGAUUGAGCCUGGCCCAGUGCACACUGAGUUUGAGACGAAGAUGAUGGAGGAUGUGGCCAAGAUGGAGUAUCCAGGAGUAGAUGCCGACACAGUUCGUUAUUUUAAAGACGUUUACCUGCCGUCAUCCAUCGAUAUAUUUGAAGCCAUGGGCCAGAUGCCAGAGGACAUUGCCAAAUGCAUUAAAAAGGUUAUUGAGUCGAGCAGCCCUCGCUUCAGGAAUCUGACCAACAACCUCUACACACCCAUUGUGGCCUUAAAGUACGCAGACGAGACUGGUGGCCUGUCUGUCAACACUUUCUACAACCUGCUCUUCAAUUUCGGCCCCCUCAUGCACAUCACCAUGAGCAUCCUCAAGUGCCUGACGUGCAGCUGCCUGCGCAGACGCACCAUCUCACCUAACUGAGGAGGGUGUCCAGUCGUGCCCUUCAUCCUUACCCUCUCUCUUUGUUGACCCCACCCAGUUCCUACUGCCUUUUCCUGAAUUUUUGGGCAAAGCAGGUAGAGUAGAGCCAGUAACUCUGGACAGAGGAGGCGCCUUUUAGUUCAAAGACACUACCAUGAUAAGCUUUGCCUGACAACAUGCACAGUUGCACAAGUUUGUCAUAGAGAUGAAUGCAGGAUGACCUCAUGUACUCACACAUAUACACAAGGACACAUACAUACACAAAACACAGAAAUACAAGCAACACACACAUUGGAUUGUUGGACAUACAUGUUAUAAAGUGGAGGCCAUGCCUUAGUUAUCGCUCUACAGGAGGAACUGAACAGAGUGUCAAGUGGUUAGAUGUCUAUAUCAUUUUAGUAUACACACACACACUCGCACACACAGGACAUGAGACAUGAGCCCCAUGGACAGAUAACAAAGCACAAAAAUGAGCUCAGUUACGGAGAAAAACAGUAAAAAUAUAGAGAAAUAAUGAUGCUAUUAUUUUUUAGCCUAGAUGACUGUACACUCAGGCUCAGCAGAGUUAUAACGUAUAUGACAGAAACAGAAAGAAUAUAUCUGCUUUUAUUGUGUUGUGCCCUUAAUUUCAUGUUUGCCUUAACAUAGUGUUCUCAUGGUCAUAACUGCUGUCAAAUCAUAUUUUUUAAUCUUUUAAUGAACUGGAUGUUUUUGUUUUUUUAAAGGUUUGUGAAGGGUUGGGUCAGAUAUGUUUAAUCUAGCAUCUUGAUUUAGAAAUAAACAGAGUUCUGAUUUAUCCUUGAUUUUUAAGGAUGUCAAUGACAAAAUGUGACCAUUUUGACUAAUCAUGUUUAUCGAUCGAAAAAGCUCUGCAAGGUCUUUCUCACUAUCUGCAAGGCUUCUUGGGUACCAAGAGGGGGCAGUGUUUCACUGCUUUUUCCCAGACAGCCAACCUGUGGAUUUCACCACAGCAAGCGGAGUUGGAGCUGCAGUGUAAAGGAAUUUUUCUUUAGUGGCCUGACAAAUGCAAUUUAACAAAAUAGUUGCAAUCUUUAGAGUGUGUUUAUACAUUGUUUUAGACACUGCCCAUCAUAUUUUUUUAAGCAGAAUUAUUUCAAUCAUUGCAUUUCUUACAAUAUAUUUCAAUAAUGUGGUAGUCAACAUCAAUUCAUUACUGAUUUUUGACAGGUUAAUUUGGAAAGAUAGAUAUCCUCAGCUUUAUUGAAAGUUUUCAUGUAACAGCAGCAUCUCAGCUCACAGAGACUUUAAGCUGUUGGGAUCGUAUUCAGGUAAAGACACACAAUGCCUCUUGCAGAGCACGUACUUGUUUUUGCAUAUGCAUAUUUGUGAGUGUGCAUGUCUGUGCACAUACGCAGACAUUAGCAUGUGUUUUUCAUGCAUGCGUGUGUGUGCGUGAGAAUGUGUUGUAUGAGCAUGUCUAUGGGCCAAGUUAGUGAUCUGGUGAUGGAUAUAAAGAGGUCAUGGCCUGCUCCCCAUCAAAACCCCUCCCUUGAACCCCCACCCCUCUCACACACACACCCUGCUUUGUGCCGUGUGAGAGAAUGUGACCUGGUUCCCAUCCCUGAGGAGGGGUGAACCUUAAUGACGGCCUCCUCAGACACAUUGCGCAGCACUGAGCCUCCCUCUCCAGCUGGCCCCCUCAGCCCAUCAGGCCGGGACCCCCUGGUCCACAUUGGGAGAGGCCUGCGGUCUGGCCUGGAUUGCCUAGCCAGAGUUUGUCCUGCACACACCCUGUCCCAUCCCAUCCUGCCAUGGCCUGCCAUGUCCAGACUGGUCACACUCACCCAGACUGCAUUGAGCUCAUCAUCAGAGGACAGUGCAACUGGUUGCAGACCUGUAGUUUCUGUGCAGUGUACAAUGAGCGCAGCAGCUCAGCUCUGUGUAUGUGUCUUCAUCAGAGGCGACAGCUACGCACAAUGGAACAAAGAUGCUGUCAAUCACAAUCAAAUG